This is a messenger RNA of Triplophysa rosa, 4377 nucleotides long. RefSeq names its product potassium channel, subfamily K, member 3a (gene kcnk3a). The transcript has 2 exons. The record is from RefSeq and is a predicted model, not a curated record. Lineage: Eukaryota; Metazoa; Chordata; Actinopteri; Cypriniformes; Nemacheilidae. Gene Ontology annotation, molecular function: potassium ion leak channel activity; open rectifier potassium channel activity. Bases 687 to 2036 code for a protein of 449 amino acids. Gene Ontology annotation, cellular component: membrane. Gene Ontology annotation, biological process: potassium ion transmembrane transport; stabilization of membrane potential.
GUGAAACUGACCGCAACGUUUUCAAAGUUAACCAAACAAAUCAAAACCGCACAAAACACUGCGCAGUGUAAUACUGAAAGAUUUAACGUGCCAAGAGUUGACGGAUAUUGCACGAGCGCGCCCUCUCGCGGACAGUCGCCGCUUGUGCAGCUAAAGAUCACAGGUGAGUCUGCGCUGAAAUUCCGCUGUAAUUAUCUCACAGGUUGCUGUUGACUGAAUGACGACAUAUAUCGACACAUUUAGACAGGAAAAAUCAAUUUAAUUGCAAUCCAUCGUCUGUCCUUUCCCCUGAGGAUAGGAUGACCUCACAGAAUCUCAAAAACCAAGGUUAUUUUCCUCAAGGAAUUGAAAAGAUCUCAUCCUGAACCAGUGGUUGGUGCAUACAUGUUCUUUAACACAUGUCACGUAUUUUGCACACUAUUUUGGGAUAUCGGUGGUCUGAAAUCUGGACAGCGAUGAUCUGAUUACUAAUUCAUUUAGUCUCACUUACAGCAUCCUACAGGAAGACAUGUCGUUAGAAUGAACAAUACAAAGAGAGCUCAUUACAUUAAACUCAAUUAUUGAUCGGAAUCGCUUCUAAAGCCUUGUCAUUUUUUAAUAAUAGGCUAUGGCACGAAAUCCAUCCAAUAGUGAAAAGAUCCUUUACAGAAGAAGUCCUUUUCAAAAGGCAUGUUGUAUAACACUCGAUGGGAGGCUACAGAGAUGAAAGAAGAGCGCGAUGUGUUGACUCGAUAGGCACAUGUCCACCCGUGGUGCUGAAGGACAGCUCAUCGCUUCACUCCUCGCUGUCUGUCUGUCGCAAUGAAACAGCUCGGUGCUCCUUCAUCUCCAUCAGUCCUCAAAGUUUGCCGCUCGUUUCGUUCGCUCUGAUCAUGAAGAGACAAAACAUCAGGACCCUGGUGUUGAUCAUAUGCACUUUCACGUAUCUGCUCGUCGGGGCGGCCGUUUUUGACGCUUUGGAGUCGACGAUGGAGACCACCCAGAAGAAGGUCCUGGACGGUCGCAAACAGGAGCUGAUGGACAAGUACAAUCUGAGCAGAGUGCAUUUUGACGAGCUGGAGAGGGUCGUGCUCCAGCUCAAGCCGCACAAGGCUGGGGUCCAGUGGAGGUUCGCGGGAUCCUUUUACUUCGCCAUCACCGUCAUCACCACCAUAGGGUAUGGGCACGCGGCCCCCAGCACCGAUGGUGGAAAAGUGUUCUGCAUGUUCUACGCUCUCCUGGGGAUCCCCCUCACCCUUGUUAUGUUCCAAAGCCUGGGCGAACGCAUCAACACCUUCGUGAAGUACCUGCUUCACCGUCUCAAAAAGUGUCUCAGCCUUCGACACACCGAGGUCUCCAUGGCCAAUAUGGUGUGCAUCGGCUUGAUAUCCUGCAUGAGCACGCUGUGCGUGGGGGCGGCGGCCUUCUCCCGCUACGAAGACUGGAGCUUCUUUCACGCGUACUAUUACUGCUUCAUAACGCUCACCACCAUCGGCUUCGGGGACUACGUGGCCCUGCAGAAGGAUAACGCCCUGCAGAACAACCCCCAGUACGUAGCCUUCAGCUUCAUGUACAUCCUGACCGGCCUCACGGUCAUCGGCGCCUUCCUCAACCUGGUGGUGCUUCGCUUCAUGACCAUGAAUGCUGAGGACGAGCGGCGCGACGCCGAGCAGCGCACCCUGCUGUCCCGCAGCAGGCAGGCGAGUGCCGCGGGGGUCAACCACUGCAUGGCCGACCCGCCAUCCUCUUCCGCCGCCGGAGGGUCGGGGAAAGGGUUGUGUAAUGUCUACGCCGAAGUGCUGCAUUUCCAAUCCAUGUGCUCCUGUCUCUGGUACAAAAGUCAGGAGAAGAUGCGCUACUCGAUUCCCAUGAUCAUAUCUCACGAUCUGUCCACUUCGGACACCUACAUGGAGCACAGCGAGACCUCCGACGCCCUGCACUCCAACGGCUGUGUCUGCAGUGCCUUGCAGGAGCACUCCGCGGCCAGUUCGGUGUACACUGGCCUGCUGAGCCCGGCGCAUUACCAAAGACUCUCCAAACGCCGCAGCUCCAUCUAGUGCGCCGGAGGAUGCGUGGCAUGUGAAUCUCUUUCGCCUUACAAAACCAACCACUGUUGUAUUUGGGGUUGACGUACUGCUGCUUCACGGUUUGGAUCCUCUUUCAUUACAUCUAAUGUAGUUGUGGACUGAAGAGGGCAGACUGUAAGCAGACAGUAGCGGUUUGCAAUAAAAAACAGCCUACAUUUUGUCAAGUACGCAUUGAGGUUUUGGAGAAAGGGUCGAACCCAAACUCCUAGCUCUCUGUUGAGCAUUAAGGGGAGAUGGAAACAAAAGCAGGGUUUUCAAAACCAACAGUUCAAACUUCCAAAGAAUAAGACUUUUCUGGUUUUGACUUUCACUGGUGAGUAUCUAAUGUUGUGGUGCGACAGCCUCAAUAGGGAGUAUGUAAUGAUCCUGUCGUAUUUGCAGGGGAAACUAUUUUGAGAUAUAAAAUGAUAGCAGUUUGUAAAAUAAUAGUAAUAAUAUAAAAUAGUUUAAAGAAAUAUUUUAAAUGAUAACUACACUAACAAUGUUAUGCUUUCUUCCACAUUUUAGCUUUAAGUUUAAUCGUCCCUCCAACUCAUUUUUCUCAUUUUUAUUUAAACACAGCAUUUCUUUCUUAGCUGUAACAUAGACCAUUUAUACCAUAGAUAUAUACGUAUAGAUGCCACAUUCAGCCGCUCCAGACACGACAUGUGUCCGCCAUUUUGGAACAAUCAAUAGUUCAUCAAAGUUGCUGUUGACACUCAAAAUGAGUUUUCAGCCUCUGAUUGUACAAAAAUUGUGGGAAUGUUUACAUAACUGGAACGUUUAAUAAAGUUUCCAUAACCAAGCAAAAACGUUAAUACAAUGUUUAAAAAAACUGGAAACAUUUUUAUAACUAAAAGGUAACGCAAGAGGAACAUUCUUCAAAAAUAAAAUCAAUGUUUUGUGGAAAUUAUUAAAAUGCCAGCACUGGUUGGCCAUGUUCUUUCUUAAAACGUUGGCAGUGAAACGACCAACAAACCAGCUUGACUGUUCCAAUACGGCGGAUGACAUUUGCAUUGCGGCCCAUAAACAGCUGCUUAUGAGGCAUCUACUGUAUGUAUAUCUAUGGUUUAUACAUCCGUAACUCUAAUCUAUCACCAGGUUUGUUUGUUGGGUUUUUUUGCAUUGUGUAAUCCAUUAUUGUAGCUAUUGUGACAUUUUACUUUGGCGAUGACUUUAAGGCUUUGAUUUUUACAGUUGUAGAGUUAAAAUUGUUUAUACUGUACUUGCACUUUAGGUUAAAACUAGCUUCAGGGCUGAAGCCAGGUCAAUAUAAAAUCAAAAUGGACUUUUCUAAUACACACUCCUGGUCAUAUUGUGCAUGAGCUCCCAUCAUUCUAAGGAAGAAAUCAAAUGUUUGUCUUUGUAAUCUUUUAUCAAAGUCCAAUAACUUGCUUUGCCUUUGAAACAUUCAUUGACAUCUCAUGUCUCUGGGCUAUUGGUUGACAUCAAAUAGCUACUUAGUCUUUAUUGUAGAUUACCAUUGUAACCAUCCAAUAAUGUGGGUUAGCAUUGACGUUAUAAAGGUUACAACAAUAAUGCAGUCAACUGUGUUGAGAUGCUUCUGACGGUGAACUUGACCUUUAGUCCACAUCUCAUAUACUGUAUGUGUGCCUGCAGUGUUUCCUCCACAGUCCACUGCAACUUCACAUGAAAAACACACUUUUUAUGCAUCUUUUUCUCAUAAAAUAUCUUGUUUCAUUUGGAACAGAAGAUGUAAUGUGUUGCGAAUGUCAACUAUAACUGCAAUAGUUUUUUCAAAUAUUUUUCUCAAUUAGACAAAAUUAGUAAACUUGUAUAACUAUUAUUAAAUAAGAUUUGAAGAUGUUGCUAUCUGAAGUUUGACUUACUGUUUCGCAUAAUGGCAAGUUAUAGACAUACUGUACUUAAUCAUCAAUACAUUGUUGAAAUGUUAGUUUCUUUUACGUUGCCUGUAUCCGGUUUUUGGACUCUCAAAGACAUGACACCUGAGGACCCGAGAAGUAAAUUAACAGCAAAUUGUCCAGUGAACUAACGCUUCAAGGGUCACAAAUGGACCAACUUACAUUUUUAUUUACUUUUUGCACUUUUAUCAAAAUCAUAAAUAUCUCUUACUUUUGGAAACUGGAUGAUAUGCAAGGUAGAUGCACUUUUAAAUGGUGGAUUGUACUAUUAUAACUUUUCAUGCAUUUGUAAUUGUAGCGUAACAGAUAGAAAAGUCACCGCUUACCCUUUAAUAACACUAACUGUCAUUAUAGAUGUUUCAUCAUUUCUGCGUUCAUGCCCAUUCAGGACAUGAUCAAGAUGUCCAAAAUGAUAUUUAGAAAUCCAAAGUGGUUGAAAUAAAAUGUGC